Molecule: messenger RNA, 1229 nt
Organism: Manihot esculenta (cassava)
Lineage: Eukaryota; Viridiplantae; Streptophyta; Magnoliopsida; Malpighiales; Euphorbiaceae
Product: nuclear cap-binding protein subunit 2
Exons: 8
Coding region: 242-1006 (254 amino acids)
Biological process (GO): mRNA cis splicing, via spliceosome
Cellular component (GO): nuclear cap binding complex
Molecular function (GO): RNA cap binding
Source: RefSeq, a predicted model, not a curated record
GGCAAAAUCAGUGGCUAAAACCCUCGACCGCAAUACAAAUUAUCCUUCUUCCACUUCUCUGGUAUGCUUCUUUUAGGGUUAACUUCUCCAAUUUUAUUCUUCCGCAAUCUCAAUCACAGAGCUCAGCUCUGUAUUGUGUUUUUUUUUCCCUCUCGUAAUCGAAGUUGUGAUUUCUUUGAAUAAGCAGUGAUCUUCUGUUGCAGAAAGCAAACUUCUUUGCCUGAUUUUUGAUUCUUAGGUAAUGGCGUCUCUCUUCAAGGAUCCGGCUAAACUUUCUGCUUAUCGGGACAGAAGGUUUCCGGGAAACCAAGAGGAAUUUGAACAUGCGCUUCAAACAUCGACUACUGUUUACAUUGGGAACAUGUCUUUCUACACUACAGAAGAGCAAGUUUACGAACUUUUCUCCCGAGCUGGAGAAAUUAAGAAGAUAAUUAUGGGAUUAGAUAAAAACACGAAAACCCCAUGUGGGUUUUGCUUUGUCUUGUACUAUUCUAGAGAAGAUGCUGAGGAUGCUGUGAAGUAUAUCAGUGGGACAAUUCUUGAUGACCGCCCAAUUCGUGUGGAUUUUGAUUGGGGAUUCCAGGAAGGCAGGCAAUGGGGCCGUGGUCGAAGUGGUGGACAGGUUAGAGAUGAAUAUCGUACAGACUAUGAUCCUGGCAGAGGUGGUUAUGGAAAAUUGGUUCAGCGUGAGCUGGAACAGAGACAGCUUGUCGAUUAUGGAGCUGGUUCAUUGGGCUCUUUCCCUCCAGUCAUAGCACCUCAUUCCCAUUAUAGUAGGCAUGGUGGAAACCAUGGUCAUGGUGGUUAUCAUAGGCAUGGAAGAGAUUAUCCCCGGAAGCGGCACCGAGAUGAUGAACAUCGUGCACAUGAUUCGUCAAGGAGAACCUCAGAUCACGAAUCAAGGAGAAAUUCUGAUCAUGACUCCCGACCGGAAAAGAAUCCACGUUUUCGUGAGAGUGGCGACUCUGAUGAUGAGGAGGAAGAUGAUAGGAAGCGACGAUCUUAAUUUUCUUAGUGCUAUUUUUAACUAGCAAGAUAUGUAAUAGCAUUGCAUUUUGUACCAAGUCUAACAAAGUACAUUCUUUCCAAGUAAAGUAAAAAUCUGUGUUCAUGCAAUGCAACAGCUAAGGCUUUUUCUUUUUUUCAAUUUAUUUUUUGUCAAUUUAUGGGUUGUAGGUUAAGUUCUGCAGAUUAUAAUGAAGAUGCCCCGCAUCUGAGUUUGGACUUCA